GCAGCCGCAGGGAGCAGAGCGAGGGACGCGCUGCCGGCCGGGGAUGCCAGUGACACGCAAGCCACCGCCCGGCGGGGAGGAGUGGCCCAGUCCCCCCCUGCCUGACAGUGUAUCGGGUGUUCAGAGCCAGGAAGAGACGGGGGCGGGGUGGGCGAGCGGGCCCUGCCGGCCUCGCAAAUCAAGGGCUCUCCCCGCCCGAGCCGCCCGGCGCUGCAGUCCGCUGCGCUUCAAUCAUUAACCGGCGGGGGAGGCGUGCGCGGAACCGGAGCAGCGCAUCGCUGCCCGGGGGGGCCACGCCGGGCACGGCUCGGUCUCCUCCAGCGGCAGGGGCUGAACUACCGCGAGGCUGGGUGGGCUCCUCUGCAGGAGGAGCUGCCGCCGCGCGUUGGCUGGGGCGAUGCCGCUGCUGCAAUGAGUGAUGCUGGCGGGGGGAGGCGGGGGAGCAGCACAAAUCCGCUGCAAUUCCUCCUCCGGCGGCAGCCAGCAAAGCGGCUCUUCCUGCACCGGUCCUGCUCCGGCUGGGCGGCUGCGGCUCCGGGGCCUCCCCCCACCGCCGCCCCUGCAGAGGCGCUGCCGGCCGAGGGGCCACCAUGCCCGGAGGCCGGGCAGCGAAGGACCAGGCGCUUCCCCCACCCUCCUCCGCCCCCCUGCUGCGCUGGGACGAGGUGCCCGAUGACUUCGUGGAGUGCUUCAUCCUGUCGGGCUACCGGCGGCUGCACUGCAGCGCCCAGGAGUGCCUGGCCUCCGUGCUGCAGCCCACCAACGAGACGCUCAACUUCUGGACCCACUUCAUCCCCCUGCUCCUCUUCCUGAACAAGUUCUGCCGCCUCUUCUUCCUGAGCGGCGCCGGCGAGCUGCCCUUCCACCACCCUUUCCUGCUGCCCCUCUGGUGCUACGCCUCGGGCGUCCUGCUCACGUUUGCCAUGAGCUGCACGGCCCAUGUGUUCAGCUGCCUCUCGCUGCGCCUGCGCGCCGCCUUCUUCUACCUGGACUACGCCUCCAUCAGCUACUACGGCUUCGCCAGCACCGUGGCUUACUCCUACUACCUGCUGCCCGGCCUGCGCCUGCUGGACGCGCGGGCCCUGAGCCGCUACCUGCAGCAGCGCCUGGGCUGGCAGCUGGACUGCAGCCUCCCCAUCGCCCUCUACAGCGCGCUGGUGCUGCCGGUGGCCUUUGUGCUGGCGGUCACCUGCACCGUGGCUUGCUGCAAGAGCCGCUCCGACUGGUGCGCCUACCCCUUCGCCAUCCGGACCUUCGUCUUCGCCAUGCCCCUCAGCAUGGCCUGCCCCAUCAUGCUGGAGAGCUUCCUCUUCGACCUGCGGGGCCACAACCCCACCCUCUUCGUCUACUUCUACAGGCGCUACUUCUGGCUCCUGGUGGCGGCUUUCUUCAACAUCAGCAAGAUCCCGGAGAGGAUCCAGCCGGGGCUGUUCGACAUCAUCGGGCACAGCCACCAGCUCUUCCACAUCUUCACCUUCCUCAGCAUCUAUGACCAGAUGUACUAUAUAGAGGAAGGGCUGCUGCAAUUCCUCCAAUCCCCCCCUGCCUCCCCAACCUUCCUAGGCACCAUCGGAUACAUGCUGCUCUUAAUACUUUGCCUGGGAAUGGUCAUACGGAAAUUUUUGAACGUUGCAGAUCUCUGCAAACAGAAGUAGGCAGCCAGGUAUAUUUUUUCCUAUAGUGAUUCUUGUUCUUGUUCUUUUUAGAGGAUGCUGCAAAAAUUUAGGUGAAAAAAAUCUACAAAGGAGCCUGAUACCUUUCUGUUGAAAGUGACAAGAGGAAACAACCAAUCACUGAACUGCUAGAAUACUAUUAUUCUUAAAAUGACUAGUUUCCCAAGGGAAGCAAUCAAGCACUAUUGUUUAAACUACUCUUACAUUGUUGUUUAGGACACAAGGUGAAACCACUUAGCACUAUUGUUCAAUCUGCUAGAAAAAAAAUUGCAUGAACUGUGAAGGCCCUUUUACUAACUCUAGACUGUUUAGAAGAGUAUUGAAAUCAGCAAUAUGUAUACCGGCAGUUCGGGCACCGUGGUUAUAUCCACAGAUUUUUAAUCAAAAUUCCCUGUGUGGAAUUCCCUGGCAGAUUAUGCACAGAAGUUAUUCUUCUGUGCUACUACAAUAGUCUUUUGAGGUCACAUGCACUGGAACUGGAUUUGAAAUGCAAACUAGCUGACAGCUAUUGAUGAUUCCCCCCUCCCCCAGUGUUACAGCUUCUGUAGCAACCAAGCUAUAGUUAAGAUUUUAGAGAGCGAGGUAAAACAACUGCAAACUGUUAUGGAGCUAUAAUUUGAUCAAGAGAUUUUGGUGAGACUGUGUGAUUGAAGCGUGAAUGGUUGGCAUAGUAUCUCAAGUCAAAGUAGAAAUACAGGAUCAUAUUCUUAGCUGCACAUUUCCAUUGAAGCCAGUAGAUCAGAAGAGGAUCAUACCCACAAAACCAAAACCUAGUUCCCUGCAUUGAAUACAGUAGGAGUUUUGUGAAGGUAAGGAGAGCAUGAUUUUGCCCAAAGACCCUAAUUAAGAUCUGAUUUAUUUUUUAAAGCUAUGAAAUAUAGUGACCUAAUUUCUGCUUCCCCUCUUCUGCUGUUCAGGUAAUUAGGGCCAGAUUCUGUCAUCCUUGACUACUUGUAGAAUGAGAUACUACUGAAUAUGCAUAGAACUACUGAACAUGUUCUAGGAGGCAGAAUCUGGCUCUAGAUAAAUAGUAUUAUAUUUUGACAUCCUUUAAUCCAAUUUACCUCUGCAGCACCUGGACAUUUUAAAGCCCUACCUAAGUGGCUGUG
Molecule: messenger RNA, 2782 nt
Organism: Pelodiscus sinensis (Chinese soft-shelled turtle)
Lineage: Eukaryota; Metazoa; Chordata; Testudines; Trionychidae
Source: RefSeq, a predicted model, not a curated record